CACGGCCUGGGGCUUCCCAUUGCCGCCACAGUACGGCUCCAAUGACCUCAACUCGCCGUCGGAGCUGCCGCUGUCCAUCACAGACCCCGGCUUCGACGGCAAGGUGUUUUGGAACGCCCGCCAGCAGGGAGGCGCGUAAGUUAUUAAUGCAUGGACAAUACCGUCUGCUGUGCGCGUGUGAGCUGGGGCGGCUACUUCCGCAUCCUGCCGCCCAGCUCUCCCGGCGCUGUGCUGAACCUGGGUAUCUGCGCCGGCUGCGGUCAGAAUGUUCCCGGCAAAGGCUACUACGUCGGCACCGGCUUCUCGAUCACAUUCAACAACUACGCAGAGGGAUACAGCUCCAUCACCGUCAAGGCCCUGCCGGCUGGUGACACGGCCGAUAUUGAAGGCAUGCAGGUGUACCUGAGUUUCAUUGCGCCGCCCGGGCUGAACCCUGGCUCCUUCAAGACCUUCACGGACUACGGCCCGCCGGUCACGCCCUCCAGCCCCCUCACCGCCUUCCCCUCCACCUUCUUCGCAAAUGCCAAGGACAACGUCACAUACAAGGACGGCAGCACAACGUACACCGUCCCCUACAAUUCCGUGAACCCCGACGAGGGCCUUUUCUUGGCCUUGCAUUUCGAUGUCGUACAGUACUGCUCCUCCUAAACUUGGAUGACAGCAGGGCUCACAUGAAUACUGCUCCUAACGUUUCCUAAAUAAUGCGUCCAUCUGUACAGGCAUAUGUAUGUGGUAGCAGACAUAUGAAUGCACAUGCGUGACGUUGCUGUGAGUGCUUUUGCCAUUUAAGUGUGGGCUGCCGUUGUGUGCCCUCGUAUGUAUUCUCCAUGGUGUUGCUCCGCACGCAGCCAUUGAGCAUCAAUCCAGCGCCACUGUGCGCAAGGAAGCCUUGAAUUUCAGACUGUUAAAUCUCAUUCUAUCUUGUUAGUUGUUUGCAUAUGUUGUCCGGCCCCAUUCGCCCACGGCUAGGAUGGUUGUUGUUAGGAGUGCCACCUGCAUGCUGCGUGUUGAUCGAAAAGGCAGCAGAUUGUUAUUGAAAUUGCGAGUCAUUACUCCUGGCUACAGUUAGGCCAAAUUACACUGUAUGUACGUUGGCAUCUGUCGCGUGAAGGAAACGGCGUAGCAGGUGAGAUGAAGAUUAAAAGGCAGUAGAAAUUGUGAAGUGUAUGUGGCUGUCUGUUCAUAACAAGGAUCCGUAAGUUAGAAGCAGGCACGCAGGGGUGCUGCAGGCACUGGAGAAAUCCCCUGCCUUCUUAAUAUACGUAUGUAUCAAACUUGCUCAUGGCUGAGUUCCAGUAGGUAGAUAGCACGUUGCUGUCGGCCCUAGUUUAAACUAGAAAGGGUAUUCUUUUUUACUUCUUCAACUUUGGUGUUAAUGCGCCCUUACAGUGCCCAUGCCCUUUCCUGUUUGGUCCCCCAUGCAAUUAGUGCAAAUGGAUGGGGCUUGCAAAGCAAGCCCUCUACAGCGUCACCAGUAUUUGCACACGGGCCAUACAUACUUGCUAGCUGGAAGUGUCAAAGCUGUGAAGACGCCAUGCAUGUAACCUUUGAAUCUU
Molecule: messenger RNA, 1556 nt
Organism: Chlamydomonas reinhardtii
Lineage: Eukaryota; Viridiplantae; Chlorophyta; Chlorophyceae; Chlamydomonadales; Chlamydomonadaceae
Exons: 7
Coding region: 151-648 (165 amino acids)
Source: RefSeq, a predicted model, not a curated record